Messenger RNA from Dreissena polymorpha, 3293 nucleotides. Its product is annotated as mucolipin-3-like. Gene Ontology annotation, cellular component: lysosomal membrane; plasma membrane. Gene Ontology annotation, molecular function: NAADP-sensitive calcium-release channel activity. The record is from RefSeq and is a predicted model, not a curated record. The coding region runs from base 557 to 2611 and encodes 684 amino acids. Lineage: Eukaryota; Metazoa; Mollusca; Bivalvia; Myida; Dreissenidae. The transcript is spliced from 16 exons.
UGAAGGUCGAAAUGAAAACAUUUGUGUACAUUACAUUUUGUGCGAGAAAAUAAAAAAACCUUCUAUUUCUGACAUUAUUUGUAGUGAAUGAUACGGGAAAUAUCGUUUGCCGAAGUGUCAUUUUGCUAGAUAAGCUUCAACUUGUAUGGUUAAACUCUCGAGUUUGUGUACAAAAUCGAAAAAACAACAACUUGAACUUGUAUUUGUUCGCGUGUAAAACACUUAAACCGGCUAGAGGCAUAUGACAAACAGGAAGAUAACGUUGUAUACAAAGAAAACACAUGAAAAACGAACUUUAUCGAGCCAGUAAACGAUGCCUUUAAGUGAAGCAACUUUUAUUUUGUGGAUUAUUGUUAAUCGUCCCAGAGUUAUUGGAAACUUGACUGUAAUAAUGCUCUGUAUGUGUUAUUGGUUAAAUCUAAGUGACAAUCAUCGACCUCUUUCGGAUGAAUAAUGUAAAAGUUAAGGACAUUUUCCUGAAAUGAAUUUCGCGUGAAUUGUGGUUCAAAUCAGUAGUGAUAUUUCCUAUACAUUUAUAAAUUAAUGACACCGUUUUAUGUCAAGUUUCGAUAUUUCUGCAAACCAUUCGAUAAACAUGGAUAGUGAGGAAGAAGAUUCAGAGCAAACACCACUUCUGAAUAAGAUGGGCUCCUCGGUAAAUUAUGCAUCCAAUUCCAUCCCACUGCUUCGUGAAGCCGACGCGCCACAAGAAGUUCGAGCUGGUGACGAGACCCACAGUCGUCAGCAUUGUUGGCUCAAGUUCUUCAUUCGCUUGCUGAUAUAUUCUCCGUUGAAAUUCAACAACGGCUCUCUAUGGAUCAGUCUGCCGCAUUUCUUGCUACUGCUGGCAUACGUCGCUAAACUUGCGCUGAUUACUAUUCUUGUAUUCAAGGUCGGUGAAUGUCGGGCCCGACUGAGCACGGUCGUGUUACACGGACAGACCGCAUUGAGGCAUAUCUUGCUGCUACACUGGGACGCCACCUAUGAAACACUUCCGUACCCACCGUCUAUUGGAGUUUUUGCCGCAUAUGAUAUAGAAGAUCUCAAAGGCAGAAUAAACUACAGUGUCGCUCAGUAUUACAACGCCGAUAAUAUAGCUACGGGCACAUUUCGCAGAACUUCUCAGGACAAUAUGAAACUUGUGAUAAAAUAUUUCGAAGUAACUGACGUCACGAAUCACAAAGAAUUGAAAUUUGUACCUAAGUAUGGUUUGACAAAUACAACUGUCGAAGGACAGCCAGUGUAUUCUUAUGACGUCAUGAAGGACUUAGAGCACGAGAAUGCUUCUGAUAUCAUGCAUAACAUCCUAACGAUCAACAUUAGUGCAAACUUGCAUUCAUUUCGGGUCCACCAGCCGGACGAUGGGGCUUGCUGCUUACAAAUAAAUUUAACGGUGCUUUUCAACGACAUUGACCAUGAUGGGCAGGUAGAAGUUAGAUUGGAAACGCAAACUGAACAAGUAUUAUGCAAAUCGAUGGGAAUCAAUGCAACAGAUGACCAAUGGUACAAAAGUGUUUCCCUGGAUCUGAUAAAAUCGACCCUCGCGUUUGCUAUAGUGAAUAUGUGUGUCGAUGUUGUCACAGUUAUCGGAAUUAUAGUCGCAUACGUUCGACUAUGUGGCGGGAUACAACUCACUGGCAGCACGAAAAGAAGGUUCAAUGAUCUGUCGUACCUUGGACGCUGGUGGAUCGUACCGUCUAUCACAGGAGACGCAUUCGCAAUUGCCGGGACUUUCAAUGUCAUCCAGGAAUUUACAAAACAGACAUUUGUGCAGCUACAGACGUUCGAUAAGAUGGCGGUGAACAUCGGUCUGGGGUGUUUGCUGGCCUGGAUCUGCGUGAUGCGAUACCUCAAAGUUCACGUCAAGGUCUCGUUGUUGUUCCACACCCUCUACUAUGCCAAAUGGAACGUCUUGGCCUUCUUGGUCUGCGCAUCCAUACUCUUUGUCGGCUACUUGUUUUGCGCCUACGUGGCUUUAGGCGUGUAUCACUUCAAGUUCCAAAACAUUGGGAUGUCGGCGGACGCGCUGUUCGCCUUGACCCAGGGUGAUGAUGUGUUCGCCACCUUCAGCGGCUUGAGCAAGGAUGCCGUCGGGGAUCCAGGAUAUGUGCAGACCAGUCUGCGCAUCCUCACUUACAGCUUCAUCAUCCUCUUCACGAUCAUCAUCCUGAACCUCCUUAUUGCCCUCUUCAACAGCGCCUAUGAAAUCAUCAUGAAAAAAGAAAACGGCGAGGUCUUAAAUAGCGACAUAACGAGAUUUGAGAGAGUGUUUUACCGGUACAUAAGCCAGCAAGAAAAUGGCCAUAUGAAGCAAACCUUGGAAGACUUGCUUCAACAGCCUGAUCAGGAGACCGAAGUAAAUCAAAUGUGUUCAAUAACCAGACAAAUGGGACUUGAGUAUCAAAACCUCAAGGCGAAAAUGGAGACAAUAUGCAUGUUUGAUUUUCUUAACGGCGACUGUAUGCUCGCCCAUUCUCAAGGAGUAACGCAUAGCAACAGCAAACGAUGUUUCGCCUGGUUUAUUGAUACAGUUACAUUCAGUUGCAUGCAAUUACGAUGCAGUGUUACGAAUUUUGUCUUCUUGAGGUUUUGGCUGGAAGACAACAAAUAACCACAAUUAAUAAUAAAAUCAUCCAAGUUUGGUAUUACUGAUAUUGAUUCAGGUCAAUUGAUGCUCGUUUGCUUCUACAAGUUUGGGCAAUCAAAACACACCAUGAAUUAAACUGCGUGAACCUCCUUGAAAACACUGAAGGCAAGGCCGUGAAUAUGUUUUUAAUUUUUCAAGAGCAAUACAGUUAAAUUUUCCUAUUUUAAUAUAGUGUACACAUAAAAGCCCACUAUCGCUGUGAAAGAGACUUUUGUAUAUUCCGGUACCCAUUAAAAUCAUGAUCUCAACUUUCUAGCUAAUGUAUCGUGUCGAUAUUUAAAUGGUUUUCUGAACGACAAUUCAUAUACGAUAUUUAACUAUUUUAAACCAUAGUUCCCCUUUCUGCAAUAUAUUGCAUUUUCAUUGACAUGUGAAACACACAGCUUUAUUAUAAAUUAUGAAGUUAAGUAAUUAAGUAAUAAAUAUGUAUAAUCGUGUCACAGUUUGCAUUACAAUGCAAUAAAGGUGAGCCUUUUUACAGACAGGUCCUUUUUAUAACAAUACAGGUUGUCACAUUUGAUUGCAUUUUGUUUGGCAUUACAAUGUAUUAUAUAUUUUAUAUACUUUAUAAUAUAUAUGUUGAAAACAUACCAGUAUGUAAUAAACAGUUUUUUCUUUAAGAAAUAAAGUUAGAUUGUUAUAAAUA